CUUUAGCCAUUAGCAACAUCGUCCCAGCAACACAACAGCUUUCAACUCAUGUGACCACCUGCCAAAAAUGUCCCGGUAUCUGAAGCAUUUCACCGCGGUGGGUGAUAAUAAAAACGCUGUCCCAACAUGGCAUGAGGAAGACACAUCCCACCAUGUCACGACAUUGCACGAUGCCCCUGAUGGCCUGGAGGUUUCAACAGGACAGCAUUUGGGACAGCUCAGCUUCAGGGACUCCCUACGAAAGCUGUACAGUACAGAGAGAUUCCAGAUUGUUGUUGUGUGCUUGGUUGUCUUGGAUGCCAUUUUCGUACUAUGCGAGUUGCUUAUUGACUUGUCUAUCAUUGAAGCAGACCACCACAGAAUAGCCCCACAGGUAUUCCACUAUCUCAGCCUUGCCCUUCUCACAUUCUUCAUGGUAGAGUUGGCUGGAAAGAUCUUUGCCUAUCGCCUAGAAUUCCUUCACCAUAAGUUUGAGGUGUUUGAUGGGAUUGUGGUGGUCGUAUCCUUUAUUUUGGAUAUUAUAUACAUCUCAAAGGAAGAUGCGUUCGAUGCCAUGGGUCUCCUGAUCUUGCUCAGGCUCUGGAGAGUGGCCAGGAUCAUAAAUGGUAUCUUGGUGUCUGUGCAAAAUCGUGCCAAUCACAGAGUUGAAAAACUAAAGGAGAUCAACGAAAGCCUCGUUCAUCAAGUCAAUGAGCUUAAAGAGCAGAACACAAAAAUGGACCAAGAAAACGUCAGGCUUCGUGCGCUCCUAAAAGAUCACAGCAUUGACUUUUAAAGCUCUGGGAGUUACUCAUUAAACAAACAACAUGGGAAUGAACUUAAGACCAAUCAUGUAUGUUUAUUCUGUCUAAUGUGAAGAUGUUGCUUUAGUGUGAUGAGUUCAUCACUUAAAGACAAUCUAAUCUCAACCUCCGCAACCUGGCAGAUCUUUAACUAGAUGCAUUAGAGCAAAUGGUUGUUAAAGCCAGUGACUCACGUAGAUCAAAUCACUAGAAAGGGAAAUAUGUAAUCCACAUAAGGGAUACUGGGUUUUUCUAUAUACUGGAGUUAUAAACUUGCCUCAGUAGAUUAUAAGCUGAUUUUUAUUUUUAUUCUGAAUUGUUAAUGUUAUUAGAAAAAAAUCAUUGUUGUUGUUUUAUCCAUGAAUCGAACAUUUCUCUUUCUGGAUGUAAAUAUGCAUUCGAAAAACUGAAAGCUAUGCAAUAAACACUCUUUUGUAAAA
Messenger RNA from Danio rerio (zebrafish), 1222 nucleotides. It is a transcript of the gene hvcn1, whose product is annotated as hydrogen voltage-gated channel 1. NCBI's taxonomy places the organism in Eukaryota, Metazoa, Chordata, Actinopteri, Cypriniformes, Danionidae. Gene Ontology annotation, molecular function: voltage-gated proton channel activity; monoatomic ion channel activity. Gene Ontology annotation, biological process: transmembrane transport; monoatomic ion transport; proton transmembrane transport. Gene Ontology annotation, cellular component: plasma membrane; membrane. The record is from RefSeq and is marked provisional.